GACCUCUGUCGGAAAACAUUUAGAUUCUGACCCUCGCCACCUCCUUCACCAUGUCUGAAUGGAUUCGCGUUCUCGCCGCGUUCGUGUUCUGCUUCCAUACUUCAAUCGCAGAGAGUUUGGUGACUCAGGACCCUACGUCCAUCUCCACUUCUCCGGGGAAAACGGUCAAGAUGACUUGUACCCUCUCAGGAGCCCAGAUGCGCAGCUACGGCACUAGCUGGUACUGGCAAAAGACCGGCAGCGCCCCGGUCCUUGUGUGGUAUGAGGGCAACAGAGCUUCUGGAAUUCCAGAUCGAUUCACCGGUACCGUGGAUGAUCCGAACAAUAUGAUGCACCUGACCAUCACCAACCUGCGAUCUGAGGAUGUCGCCGAUUAUUACUGUUUUGUUUCAACUAUUGGUUUCGGGAAAGGAACCAAAUUGAAUCUAAGCAGUCCCCAGCCUCCCGCGGUGUCAGUCCUUGGGCCUUCAGAGGAAGAAAUCGCGGGAAAGGGCACCGCCACUCUGGUGUGUUUGGUGAACGGGUUCAACCCGGGCGUUGUGGACAUUGAGUGGACGGUGGACGGCAGUGCGAGAAGUGAUGGCGUCGACACAGGCCGAGCCCAGCAGGAUCAGGACAACAUGUUCAGUACCAGCAGUUACCUGACUCUGCCAGCCGCCUACUGGAACUCACACGAGCUUUACUCCUGUGUAGUUAAACACGAGACUCAGACAAACCCACUGAAGACAAACAUCGCCAGAUCUGGUUGUGCUUGAUUCAAACAUAUGAUGUCUUGAAUUGAUACAUUUGGAAAUAAAAUUCACGCACAGAGA
Molecule: messenger RNA, 812 nt
Organism: Amblyraja radiata (thorny skate)
Lineage: Eukaryota; Metazoa; Chordata; Chondrichthyes; Rajiformes; Rajidae
Product: immunoglobulin lambda-1 light chain-like
Exons: 3
Coding region: 51-755 (234 amino acids)
Source: RefSeq, a predicted model, not a curated record